AUGGUAGCCCACAGACUCGAAGAUUCGGAUGCUUUGCCGGUGCCCCUCACUCGAGGCGUAAGGCUGCAGAAGUCGGAGCUGGUUGGCCGUGGGAUUGACUUGGCGUAG
Molecule: messenger RNA, 108 nt
Organism: Peronospora matthiolae
Lineage: Eukaryota; Oomycota; Peronosporomycetes; Peronosporales; Peronosporaceae
Source: the annotation of a GenBank genome assembly